CACGUGCAUUGUCCCAUUCGAGUUUUGAUUAGGAGUUUUGUGAUUUUCUCUUUAAUCUGACUCGACCGUCUCUCUCACUCAAAAUCUCUUCAAACUCGUGUUCUCAAAUCUCAAACAAAAACUCAACAAACUUUCUCCGACAAUGGGUUGCGUUUCCUCCAACCUCCUGAAUCAAAGCGAUGACUUCUCUCAACUCGCCGGCUGCCACCACCACUUCGUCCAGCUUACUUCCUCCACUUACGGCCUUCUCAAUCUCGACCCUCCGCCUCCUCCUUCCUCCUCCGUUAUCUCCGCACCAGCUACACCCAUGACUCCGCCUGAGAGAUUCACCUUCGUCGGUAAGGAGCCAAUAACCGUCAAGUCAGAGCCGGAGGUUAUUAACUUCUGGGAGCUAAUGUCCGGUCUCGACGCCGAUACUUGCCGGUUCUCUCCUCUUCCGGUGAAACGCAAUGUCUCCUCCGGCGGAGUGAACAAAGAGAACUCGGAUCCUAAUUGGAAAAACCCUGGAAAUCAAUCCAACAACGACGACGUUCUGAAACCGCUAGAUCCGAAAUUUGCGGAGGAACCGGAGAAGCUGUGUCCUCCCGGCGACGGCGGAGAUAACCGCGUUGUGAUCUACACAACGUCGUUGCGCGGCGUACGGAGGACAUUCGAUGCUUGUAACGCCGUGAGAGCUGCGAUAGAGAGCUUCGGUGUAGUAAUCUGCGAGAGAGACAUUUCCAUGGACAGAGGGUUUAGAGAAGAGCUCACGAGUCUUAUGUCCGGAGAGGCUGUGCUGCCGCCUAGGGUUUUUGUGAAGGGGAGGUAUAUUGGUGGAGUGGAUGAGGUGAUGAAUUUGGUGGAAGAAGGUAUGCUCCGAGAUUUGCUCAGUGGGAUUCCGAGGAGGAAAGAUCGAGGCGGCGGUUGCUACGGUUGCGGUGGUUUAAGCUUCUUGCCGUGUUCUGAGUGUAAUGGCAGCCGCAAAGUGGUGGAAGGAUGGGGAAGCGACGUUGUAGUGGUGAGAUGUAAUAAGUGUAACGAGAAUGGUCUUGUUCUUUGUCCGAUUUGCAGCUAAAUAUUGUUAUAAUC
Messenger RNA from Brassica oleracea var. oleracea, 1068 nucleotides. RefSeq lists its product as uncharacterized. The record is from RefSeq and is a predicted model, not a curated record. The transcript has a single exon. Bases 143 to 1054 code for a protein of 303 amino acids. Lineage: Eukaryota; Viridiplantae; Streptophyta; Magnoliopsida; Brassicales; Brassicaceae.